GCACUAAACACACAAACAAAGUCACUGAGGUAAGAAAGAAAAAAGUUCAAGUUAAUGAGCAAUCGCUGCACUUGUGUGUCGGGACGAGGUGCUGCCCAGAGUUGACGUGAACUUUUGGUCACUUAUUUGCCUAGCAACCAGCGGGAGAGAAGUCAGCUGAUUCUGUGAAGAAUUUGUGUCAUAUCAGGGGACCCACAGAAACUUCUAGAGCCCCACAGAGUACAGAUUUGGGUCUUGCUCCCACUGGUUGUAAAUAAAGGAUACUUUGAUAAUCAUCAGACAUCAUGCUGGGACCAAAUUUGUGAUUCAUUCAAUGAUUACAGCAGUGAUUGAAGAGUCACCAAGAACCGCAUGAGGACGCAAAAAGAGUUUCACAGGAUGUCAGAAGAAACAGCAGACGUGUUGAAGAGCAUCCAGAAGAAACCUGGACUGCAGAUAUGGACCAUCAAUAGUAUGAACGUGGUCCCCGUGCCUGAGCAAGCCUAUGGGAAUUUCUUUGAGGGGGAUUGCUACAUAGUCCUUCAUGUUGGUCAUGACUCCUCUCACUCCACCGACAUCCACUACUGGAUCGGUAACGCCUCCUCCCAGGACGAGCAGGGAGCGGCGGCCAUCUACGUCACCCAGAUGGACGAGACCCUGGGGGGCAGCCCCGUCCAGCACAGGGAGGUGCAGGCCAACGAGUCGCCCACGUUCAGGAGCUACUUCAAGAACGGACUCAUCUACAAGAAGGGCGGGGUGGCGUCAGGGUUCCAGCAUGUCGAGACCAACGCUUACAACAUCCUGAGGCUGCUGCACGUCAAAGGGACCAAACACAUCACGGCCACGGAGGUGGACGUGUCCUGGAACAGUUUUAACAAGGGGGACAUAUUCCUCCUGGAUAUGGGCAAAGUAAUCGUGCAGUGGAACGGUCCCCAGAGCAACAGGAGGGAGAGACUCAAGGCUGUUCUCCUGGCCCAGGACAUCCGGGACAGGGAGCGUGGGGGUCGAGCUCAGAUCGGGGUGGUGGAGGGGGGACGUGAGGAUGACUCCCCUGAGCUGAUGAAGAUCAUGAAGGCCGUGCUUGGCCAGAGGACCGGGGGCCUGAGAGACGCCAUCCCUGACAACAAAUCAGGCCUGGACCAGAUCGCCAGUGUCAGACUCUACAGUGUUUCAGAUACCAGUGGGAAGCUGGUGGUGCAGGAGGUGGCCAGUCAGCCACUGACCCAGGAUCUGCUGCGUUCCACUGACUGUUAUAUAGUAGACCAGGGGGGCGCGCAUGUGUUUGUGUGGAAGGGAAAGCACGCCUCUAAAGAGGAGCGUCGUACCGCUCUCUCCAGGGCUGUGGGAUUCAUCAAGGCUAAAAAUUACCCAUCCACCACUGGUGUGGAGGUGAUGGGAGAGGGUGGAGAGUCGGCCAUGUUCAAACAUCUCUUCAAGUCCUGGACUGAAGAGGGCCAAACCCAGGGAAUCGGUAGAACCUACUCCAUGGGCAAGAUUGCUAAGGUGGACCAAGUGACAUUUGACGUGAUGGAGCUUCAUGCUCGCCCUGAAAUCGCAGCACAGGAGCGCAUGGUGGAUGACGCCUCAGGAGAUGUGCAGAUCUGGCGUAUUGAGAAGCAUGAACUUCAGGAACUUCACCCCAGCUCUUUCGGGCAGUUCUAUGGAGGGGACUGUUAUCUCGUUCUGUACACCUACAUGAGGGCUAACAGACCACAGUAUAUCCUCUACAUGUGGCUGGGACGCCACGCCACCCAAGAUGAGAUCACGGCUUGUGCCUAUCAGGCUGUUGCCGUGGACAACAAGUACAACGGGGCUCCUGUUCAGGUCAGGGUGACCAUGGGGAAGGAGCCGCGUCAUUUCCUGGCCAUUUUCAAGGGCAAGCUCAUCAUCUUUGAGGGUGGCACAGGCAAGCCUGGGGUGGUGAAGCCCCCCACUGGUACCAAGCUCUUCCAGGUCAAGGGCACACAUGAGUACAACACCAAGGCAACGGAGGUGCCGCCCCGAGCAUCUUCCCUCAACACUAACGAUGUAUUUCUCCUGAAGAGCGACCGGAUGGUAUUCCUGUGGUAUGGCAAGGGAUGCAGUGGGGAUGAGAGAGAGAUGGGGAAGUAUGUGAGUGACGUCCUCUCCAAGCAGGACAAGCAGGUGGUGAUGGAGGGUCAGGAGACUGCUCAGUUCUGGGUGGCCCUGGGAGGCAAGGCCCCCUAUGUCAGUGACAAGAGGUUUGAGAGGGAGGAGCCUCUUCACAGCCCUCGGCUGUUCGAGUGCUCCAAUCAGACGGGCCGGUUUGUUAUGACGGAGGUGCAGGACUUUGCUCAAGAUGACCUGGACGAGGAUGACGUCAUGCUUCUGGACACCUGGGAGGAGAUCUUCUUGUGGAUUGGCAGCUCAGCCAACCAAUACGAAACUGAGCAGGCGUGCAACAGUGCACUUGAGUACCUGAGGACACACCCAGCUGGGCGGGAUCCUCAGACGCCGAUCAUCUCAGUCAAGCAGGGUUAUGAACCACUCACCUUCACUGGCUGGUUCAAUGCCUGGGACCCCCAUAAGUGGAGUGGAGGCCUGUCCUAUGAGGACAUGAAGCGAAAGCUAGGUGAUGUGGCCUCCAUCUCCCAGAUAACUGUGAACUUGAACAAUGCCAGUCUGAACAAGAGAUCUGAAGGUGGCGGGGGCAAAUACAGUGCUCCAGGUGGCCCAGUCAGUGGCAGUCCCCCUCCUGCCUACAAGUCCCAAAGGCAACGGGGCCCAUCAGGUGGCCCAUACAGUGCCACCCCUCACAUCGGUAGCUCCAACAACAGGAACUCUGGGAGAUGGAGUCCUGAGCAGCUCCUGAAUAAAGCCCCCGAUGAGCUGCCCGAGGGCAUUGACCCCGGUAGGAGGGAGGACUUCCUGUCGGAUGCGGACUUUGAGAAUCUUCUGGGUUCCACUAAGGCUGACUUCCAGCGCUUGCCCAAAUGGCGCCAGAACGACCUGAAAAAGAAGGCAGGGCUUUUCUGAGCAUGGCUCCAUCUCCUUCUGAGGGCACAAUAGAGAAAUAAUACUUUAAAAAACGUAUUUAUGUUUGUUUGUAUGUUGCUUGGAAUUGAAUCUGCCACACUAAGAGCCAUUGUAACCACAGCAACCACAAAUGGCAUUAUUUAUCUCACAAAGGAGAACCUUUAUCUCACUGAUUCAACAUAACUGUACACAUGCUCACUGUUUGUAUUGUGUAUCUCAGGCCUGAUAAGAUCUUGGUAAUGGAGAAUGCCAUACAUAUUUAGUAUAGUUGAAAAUCACACCUUCACAGCUGAAAUAUUCAGUGUAAUCACAUUGUGCUGCUUUGCUUCUGCAUCACUGUCCUGGUGGUAAUUAUUUAGCAUCUCAUUUCAUUAACUAAAUGAAUGUACUACUAUAUUAUAAAAAAACACCUUUUAAAUUGUUGAUACUGGCAGUUGUGUGGGAUUAGAGUUGUUGUAUUCCAUAAAGAUUGUUAAAAUUAAACUUUUUUGGCAUGCCA
Messenger RNA from Clupea harengus (Atlantic herring), 3475 nucleotides. RefSeq names its product villin-like (gene vill). NCBI's taxonomy places the organism in Eukaryota, Metazoa, Chordata, Actinopteri, Clupeiformes, Clupeidae. Gene Ontology annotation, cellular component: actin cytoskeleton; cytoplasm. The record is from RefSeq and is a predicted model, not a curated record. Gene Ontology annotation, molecular function: phosphatidylinositol-4,5-bisphosphate binding; actin filament binding. Gene Ontology annotation, biological process: cytoskeleton organization; actin polymerization or depolymerization; barbed-end actin filament capping.